CUCCAUGGUUACAAGGGGUACACAAAUCUCUGCAGACCGUGGCCAAGUAUCACACUCAAGGCCCGCUGGCGCUAAACUCCCUGUGUAAUGAUGUCAACUCCUCAGCCAGAGCAGUCUUAUCCCUUUGUAGAUUUAUAUGGUGAAGAUGAAGCUGACAAAGCAUUUCUUAUGUCUAAGCCGACCUGCUUCCUCGUCCUUGGAAAACCGGGAGUUGGGAAGAAAACAUUCGCUACAAAAUUAGCACAGAUUUGGAAAUGCACACUCAUAGAUGUUUUAGAGCUUCUAGAUGAGAACAUAUCAGCCAGCACAGCAUAUGGACUCAAGAUCCAGGAACUGCUAUUUCAAGGUCAAAGUAUCCCUGAAGAACUGAUUGUAAAGAUGCUUUUGAACAAAAUUGAAACACCAGAAGUUGCUCACUUUGGCUAUGUUCUCUGUGAUUUUCCGUCACUUUCUGAGGAAUACAUGACUAUAACAGAACAGAUAGAAAUAAUUAGAAAUUUUAAAUUAAAACCAGAUUUCUUGAUUAAUAUUAAGUGUCCUGACUAUGAUUUGUGCCAAAGACUCUCUGGACAAAGACAACUUUAUACAACAGGACAAAUAUUUCAGAGAGAUGAAUGGGAUCCUGAAAUUAUUGAAAAGCGGAGGAAAAAGAAGAAGUCGCCAAAUAAAUCCAAGGAAGAAGAGGAGGAAGCAGAAGAAGAGGAGGAAGAAGAAGAUGAGGCAGUUGAGGCAGCAACAGAUCAGUAUAUGCUGACAGAAAUUUUACCUCAUUUAGUUCAGAGACCAGAAGAUUUUUUAGAAAACGUACAACAAAAAAUCGAAGUUUACAGGGAUACUGUGUUACAUCCUUUAGAGGAAUUAAUGGCUGAGCAAGAUUCCCAGUAUCUUAUUGAACUUGAUGGGAAUAAAUCUUCAGAUGAACUCUUUACAUCAGUAAUAGCCCAUCUUCAGUCCAUGGGUCUGAGAAAUGGAGCUCUUAUAACCAGACUUCAAAGCGCAGAAGAAGAAAUUAUGGAAGGACUGGAAUCGGAUGAAAUUUUUCGGACUCUUGCAGCUUACAAACUUGUAGCCCCUAGAUAUAGAUGGCGGCGCAGCAGGUGGGGACGAGCAUGUCCUGUGGCUUUAAAAGAUGGUAGAAUUGUUAUGGGAUCACCAGAUUUUGCAGUCAGUUUCUUAGGUAAGAUGUACACACUGUCAACCGAGGAAGCCCUGAACACAUUCAUGCUGAAUCCUCGUCCCUUCCUACUACCACCUAUGCCACUUCCACCUUGUAAAGUCUUAAUCAUUGGACCUCCAUUUUCUGGGAGGUCAACCCUGUGUCAGGCAAUUGCAAACUACUAUACAGGAAAGGUUCUUGAUAUGGAUGUUCUGCUUAAGAGCCAUUUGGAAGAAGCAAGGUUAGAACUCAUAGAGCAGACUCGUUCAGACGCAACAGCAGCAGGCAUUGCCAAAGUGAAAGAAAAAAUUGAAAUGGAACGACUAUUCAGAGAAGAAUUUGCACUAGGUGCCGAAGAGUUGACUGGUGAUAAAGAAUUAGAGGACUUUGAAGAAAGUUUCCAAGUUGAUGAAGAAAGUUCAUCUGAACAACCUAGUGCUGCAACAUCUAGAAGUCAAAGAAGUCAAAUAACUACGGGAAGCACUGUGAGAGAAGUGGCAUCUAGAGAGUUGUCCACAUCCGAGAUGGAAGAGCAAACUGACUCAGCAUUACAAGUACUAGAUUCAAACAUAACUGCUGACCACCCAGAGGUCCAAGAUAUAGUAAAUAAAGCAAUUCAAGUUGCACUGCAGUCACCCAUAUUACUGCCACCAGAAAUGUAUUCUACAGCAUUACAAGAAGCCGUAAUGGAGCUCACUACAACAAAUAAGAACAGGUUUUUGGGUGCUCCAUUGAACGGAGGAUGGGUAGUGGAUAAUUUUCCUCCAUUACCAGAGUACUGGUCAGCUUUGACAGAAAAUGACCUUCUGCCGGAUAUUCUAAUUUGUUUGAAGAACACUGAACAAAAUGGAAAGUUGUUAUUGAAUAGGCUGUAUAUGGCAAAUAAAGAUGAACUUGAUGCUAAGAUUCUAAAAAGACUAAUGGUUGAAGCUUUAAAGCGGAAACAGGAGGAAGAAGAAACAAGGAAAGAACUGCAAGAAAUGUUGAGAUUAGAAGCUGAUGAAUCUGCUGGUGAAAGGGAUGUACAAACGACAUCUCUUGAGGAAUUUUCUGCAACUGAACAAGACCAAAUGGAACAACCUCUUGAUUCUGCUGCAUCUGAAGGGAAAGUAAAAUCUAAAGAAUCAGUACAAUCUCAGUAUAUACCAACAGAAAGUUCUAGGGAGGACUCUCAAAUUGGACCAGAAUCUGAAGAAUACUUUGAAACUGAAGGACUAACAGAGCUGCACUCAUCUGAACAACUGCAGGAGAUGAAAGAUACUGAAUCUGACCUGGGAAUCAAGCUUCCUGAAUUUCCUGAGGAUGGUUUCCCAGAUGUGCUAGAAAUGGAGCCAUUAAAAAACAAAAUCAGCCAUUUCAUGAAUCUUUGGCAAAAAUUGGAGCCAGUGGUCACAGAGGCACCUUUAGUUCAAAUUGCUGAUAUUGAAAUUGAAGGACAGACUCCAGAGAUGCUGCUUGAUACAAGUGAUCGAGCCAUGAAGAGACCUCUUAAAUAUCAGGGCUGGGAAAUAGCUCAGGAAGAUGAAGAUGAAGAACAAGAUGAUUUGCAGGCUGAAACAGAAGCGCUGGCAGAGGAGGAAGAGGAAGAAGAAGAGGAAGAUGAUGCUGAAAGUGAAGAAGAGGAAGAUGAAGAAAAAGUUAUUGAGAGGAAGAGGCGCAUGGGAGACACAAAACACUUUUGUCCAGUGAUUCUAAAAGAAAACUUUAUUCUUUACCCAGGAAGUUAUGAAAAUGGAGCCAAGUAUCAAGAUAGUUACUAUUAUUUUUCAACUUCAGAAAACAGAGACAAAUUUUUGGAAAAUCCUGACAUUUAUGUGUCUCACAAUAAGCCAUUAAAAAUUCCCCCUCUUAGGGUAUGUCUCUUAGGUUCUCAUGGAUCAGGUAAAACAGUGUGUGCUCGGUGGUUAGCAAACAAGCUAGGAAUUUUCCACAUUCAGUUUGAAGAACGUUUGCAAGAAUUGAUCAUGCUGAAAACCGGGACCAGAGUUGGACCAGAAACUGAAGAAGAAGAUGAGGAAGAGGCUGCUGGGAUGCAAGAGAUGGGGGGAUCCCCGACAUUUGUUCCUGACAGUGCAAUUGAAACUGAAAUGGAGAGCGAAGACGAAAAGCGAUCUCCAGAGCAGAAAGAAUUGCAAUUAACUGAUGAAGAAGAGGCAAUCAAGGCAAACUUGGCAGAAAAUGAACCUCUGCCAGCAGGGGUGCUCGAAAAUGUUGUUUCAGAGUGGUGGACAAAGGAACCCUUCAGAUCUACAGGAUUUAUACUGGAUGGUUUUCCUCGAACAGUGGAUGAAGCCGCAUAUUUAGCAGAGCGUGGGCUUUGUCCAGACAUUGUAGUUUAUCUUGAAGUUGAAGAAGAUGAAGUUUCUGAUCGAAUUCUUCCCACACUUUUGAAAAAAUGGCAGGACAAACAAAACCAGAAAAAGGAAAAGAAGCAGAAGAUUAAAGAAGAGAAAGCAAAAAUAAGGGAAGAUCAAAUUAUCAAAAGAAGGAUAGAACUUCUAGCAAUGCAAGCAAAAAGGAGACAGUAUUCUGAAGCUAGGCUUGAAGGUGAGGUUGCUGAUGACGACGAGGAGGAAGAGGAAGAAGAAGAAGAUGACAUUGAAGCAGUUUUGGAAGAAGAGUUUCCAAAAGAAGAAGAUGACAUGGAAGAUGAGGAUGAGGAGCAGGAGUCUGAAGCGAUUGAGCGUUUGAAAACUGAAAUUGCAGAGAAGUUUGAAAUGGAUUUGGGUAAUAUGCAAGCAGUCCAGGAAGAACUUGAAAAAAUACUGAUACCCCAAGUAACUAUAGGAAGUAAGCGAAAACCCCACAUUGUGUGUUACCAGUUGUAUAAAAAGCUAAAGGACCUAGUGGAAAAUCGUGAAAGCCUCUUUGAGAAAUGUUACCCAUUAAGUGUGUCACUUGCGCGCAAAAUGAUAACACUUUCUUAUAAACAUCCAAGCAAUUUUGGGGAAUGGGACCCAAUUAAGCUAAGUGAAGGAGAUGCAAUAAAGCCUUAUCAAAGUCCCAGCAUUCCGAGUUUUCCAGUUAUCCACCGAAAUUCUAUUUAUUUUUUUGCAAGCAAAGAAAAUAGGGACACGUUUAUGAAAAAUCCUAUCAAAUAUAUUCGUCAGCUGAAGCCUAAAUCUACUGUGCCAGUCAAGAUUGCAAUAGUGGGGCCUCCAAAAUCUGGAAAGACAACAGUUGCCAAAAAAUUUGCAAGUGUAUAUGGACUAAUGCGGCUUUCCAUGGGAGAUGCCAUACGUAUGAUUUUAAGUGAUCAGCCAGACACUGAAUUAGCACUUAUGCUGAAGUGGCACCUUCAUAAAGGACUGACUGCACCCGAUGAACUUGCCAUCCAGGCUCUAGACAUUGCAUUGAUGAGCAGCGUGUGCAUCACUGCAGGGGUUGUUAUUGAUGGAUACCCUGUAACAAGAAAACAAGUAAACCUCUUAGAACAUAUGAAAAUAAUUCCAGUUAAAAUCUUUGAGAUGCAAAUUGAUGCAGAAGAGGUUUUUAGAAGAGCGCUUCUGGAUAAACAAAGCCCUGACAAGCUUCCUUAUCCACUGCAUGACAGCUCUCAGAUUCUUUCUAUCAAGAAUUCAUGUUACAGAACACAAGUUGAAGAAAUUAGGGCUUACUAUGAAGAGCAACACCAGAACUGGUAUGUGAUUGAUGCAUUGCACAGCAAGUGGUGGAUCUGGGACAAAGUACUUGAUGAGACACAGAAGAUCACCAAACAAAUCCAGAUGUAUUUGGAAAGAAUAAGACAAAGGAAAGCAGCAAGUAUUGCCCAUUUGUGUAUCACACCACAAGAACUGCUCUCUCGGCUGGGAGAUUUUGGACAAUACUGUCCUGUCAGCCUUGCAGAAAAGGGAGAGCUUGUUGAUUGUUCUGUCACUCCUUCGCUGCAGUUUGCAGCAGAGUUUCGAGGGCAUUACUACAAAAUGGCUGGACAGGAAGAGCUGGAUAAAUUCCUGAAUACACCAGAAUUAUAUGUGCCUCCAUUAGCACCUCAUCCUCUUCCUCUCCCAAGUAAGCUACCACAGAAACUAACUGCAGCAGAUGUGAAGGCCUUAUUCCCCAUGCAAGCUGAAAUGCAAGGAUACUGUCCAGUUACUUACCUAGAUGGGAAGCAAAGGUAUGAAGCACUGGUACCUGGCAACAUUGAAUAUGCUGCCCUUUAUCGCAAGAAGCUAUAUAUUUUUGAGAGCGAAGAAAAACUUCAGAAGUUUAUGAGAUCACCAGAAAAAUAUUGGAAGCAGACACUGCCACAUAAACUUCCUCCCAAGAAGGAGCCAGUAUUUCUGACAGCCCUUCCCUUGACAGGAUAUCUUGAACAGGGGGUUGCAACCGCCCUAAUAAAAGCAAUGAAUGAAGUAGGCUGUUUGAAGCCAAAAUUCCCAUUUCUAAGUGUGAAAAAAACAGCACUCUUGUUCAUAGCCUACCAUUUGAAAGCGUUUAAUCCCAGAAGUUCUGACUAUAUGCGAAAGAAGUACAAGAGGAAGUUGGACCGGUUCAUAGAUAACUGUGAACUUAUUCCAUAUUUGGGAACCAAAAUGACUAAGAAAUAUAAAGAGCCUCCAAAUCGACCAAUUGAUUUUGACCACAAAUUACACACCUUUCUGUCUCUCAAAGGUGUAGACCCAACUUCCCUUUAGUUUGGAACACUGAACAACUGUUUAAAAAAUCAGGCAAUCAAAUCUGCAAAAUUCAGCAGUAGGCUGACUUUUUUUAACGGAAUAGACUGCAAAAGCCAUUGGGAAAUGAGCUGCUGACCAAGCUAGCAAUUAGGCUGUUUUCAACAAUAUGGCUAAGACUGUCCUGUAUGUUUCAUGCAUUUUAAGUGAGACAGUGUAUCAACUAUUACUGUCAGUUCUGCAAGAUUACCGUAUGCUCCAUUUUAAACAAUCUGUUCUUGGAAGCAAGUUUUAAUGAUUUCAGAGGACUAUCUCUAAGUACAUGUAUUGAUAUGUGGAGCAUAUUCCUUCAACCACCAAUAAAAGAAUGCACAUGUAAUUUU
This is a messenger RNA of Sphaerodactylus townsendi, 6155 nucleotides long. RefSeq names its product adenylate kinase 9 (gene AK9). Bases 88 to 5793 code for a protein of 1901 amino acids. Gene Ontology annotation, molecular function: ATP binding; nucleoside diphosphate kinase activity; AMP kinase activity. Gene Ontology annotation, biological process: AMP phosphorylation. Lineage: Eukaryota; Metazoa; Chordata; Lepidosauria; Squamata; Sphaerodactylidae. Gene Ontology annotation, cellular component: mitochondrion; cytoplasm. The transcript has 41 exons. The record is from RefSeq and is a predicted model, not a curated record.